AUGGCGAAGAGCUCUCCACAAACGGCGAAAAGGUUUGUGGAGUCAAUCUCGCUUGAUAUAGAUGUGGAGACAACACGAGAGGUGCGGUUGAGUAAAAAGGGCCUUUUUGCCUUGCCGUCCUCGAUUGGAACCCUGUGCCGUCAGCUGCGGAAGCUGGACUUGUCGAGCAAUGAUCUCACAGACCUGAGUCCCCUGGCCACACUACAGUACCUCUCUAACCUGAACGUCGCACACAACGACCGGCUUGCAUCGCUGAAGGGCCUGUCCGGGACGUGUCUCUCCGUGCUGAACAUUUCCUUCUGCGCGGUGGAGUCAUUGGAGGGACUCGAGCACACCGCGCUCACCUUGCGCACCCUCAUUGCCAAUGACAACCGCCUGCAGUUACACUCUCCACUACUCGGCGACAUCGAGGCGGCGACCGGCGAGGAUGCGGUGGAGCUGGCAGCUACGCGUGAGCACCUCCCCGAGUCCUUGCGCAGGAGUAGUAGCAGUAGCAGCGCAACCCUGCACGCGGUGGCGCAGCGAAACUACUCCAUUAUUUCUACCUUUCAGCAAUGUGAGACAGUCGUGCUGUCCCGCAACACUCGCCUCUGUCAGCUCUUUCCAACGUGGGGCGUGGAGGAGGUGGUGGCGGAGUGUUGUGAAGGUCCAAGUCGCGCGAAUGCCGCGGCGGAUGAUGAGGGUAGCGACGAGGUGACCAACGAUAACUCCGAAAACUGUGAGAAGCGCCGCACGUCCACGACUCAGAGACACAAUCAUCGAGGGAUGGCUUCAUGUUCGACGGAUCAGUCGGUCUUCGCCGCAGCCGCUAGCGAGACCUUCAGUGACUCACCCGAAAUGGAGGCGUACAAUCAGCGGCGGCGAGCGUUGGCCUUGGCUCACCCUCUCUCUGUGUUUGAGAAGUUGUCACGGCUGAAGAAACUGUCGCUGAGCGGCUGUGAGCUGCACUCCCUGCCAGCGCGGUGGUUUCUACCCAUGGUUACGGAGCUUCGGCUCGCCCAGAAUCACCUCACCUCUCUUCAGCCAGACGGCGUCGUAUUGCGCUCUCUGCACAUCCUCGACAUCAGCAACAACCUCUUCGUAUCAGUGGUGUCCCUGCGCCGGUGUCACUAUCUUGAGCAGCUGAAUGUGCGCGGCAACCCGCUCAUCGAAAAUGCUGCCGUGCAGGACAAGGCAACCGGACUGACCCCCGCUGAGCCAAUCGCUGACGCCGCCGCGACAACUCCUUCCUUAGGCACCAGUGCAGCCCCCAUCACGGUGCAGCGGCGCGUCCUUCACUUGUUUCCCAAUAUGAAGUUGCUGAACGGACAACCAAUGAUGACAGCGGAGCAGGUGCGCGCCGCGUACAAGCAGAGGAACGCGCGAUCGGCAGCGUGGCAACAGGAAAAGUUGACUGAGGAGGGCUGUAAUGAAGGUCCGGAUGUUGUUACCAGUCUGCAUGAGGCAUGCGAUUGUGUAAGCGAUGCACGCACUGCCCCGGGCGAUAGCGAGAAAGGUGGUGCUUCCGGCGAAACACCGCAAGUGGCAGCCAUGGCGUGCGUCGAAACACGACCCCUCGCCCGCAAAGCACGCCGUGUUGACCCUGCCGUCAUCGCAGCUGAGGCGGAUGAGAAAGACGUCGUCGUCGAGGCUCCCUCAUCGGUGGUCAAGACUGCGCACACAGCAAUUGUGCGGCGGGAGCGCAUGCUACUGCGUGUUGGCACCACCGCUGCUUCAGGGAGUAGCGCGACCGCAGGGAGGCAAAAGCGAAAGUGUGGCAAGACACCAGCGUCAUCCGUUCCUGUUGCUUUCGGGCAGGCGGCCGUCACAAAGCUGCUCGAGCAGAGCCGCAGCAGGAGUACGUGGUAG
Molecule: messenger RNA, 1848 nt
Organism: Leishmania braziliensis MHOM/BR/75/M2904
Lineage: Eukaryota; Euglenozoa; Kinetoplastea; Trypanosomatida; Trypanosomatidae
Exons: 1
Coding region: 1-1848 (615 amino acids)
Cellular component (GO): cytoplasm
Molecular function (GO): protein kinase binding
Source: RefSeq, a predicted model, not a curated record